This is a messenger RNA of Limanda limanda (common dab), 2232 nucleotides long. It is a transcript of the gene osbp2a, whose product is annotated as oxysterol binding protein 2a. The coding region runs from base 1 to 2232 and encodes 743 amino acids. Gene Ontology annotation, cellular component: intracellular membrane-bounded organelle; membrane; cytosol. NCBI's taxonomy places the organism in Eukaryota, Metazoa, Chordata, Actinopteri, Pleuronectiformes, Pleuronectidae. Gene Ontology annotation, molecular function: cholesterol binding. The record is from RefSeq and is a predicted model, not a curated record. The transcript is spliced from 14 exons.
AUGAACGAGCUGGUGAGGAGCCUUCCGUCCCCGAGCCUCCCGGGGCUCCACCUGCCGUGCGCAGGCACCUACAAGGGCUGGCUCUUCAAAUGGACCAACUACCUGAAGGGCUACCAGAGGCGCUGGUUCGUCCUCAGCAACGGCCUGGUGUCCUACUACAGGACUAAGGCAGAGAUGGGACACACUUGCCGGGGCACCAUACCCUUGGCCACAGCGCACAUCGAGGUGGGUGACACCUGCCACAUGGUGUUGACCAGCGGAGGCCGAAGCUACCACCUGAAGGCCACGUCUGAGGCAGAGUGUCAGCGCUGGGUGUCAGCUCUGCGGGAAGCCAAGGCCAACGCCACUCUCCUGAUGCAUCACUCAGAUGACUCAGGAGAUGAGGGCUCCGUACCUCAGGAGGACCGUGCCCUAACCCAAGGGGUGCUCAAGACUCUGGCCGCCAAGCUGGACGACCUGAGCACCUGUAAUGAGCUGAUUGGAAAGCACGGCGCCGCCCUCCAGCGUUCGCUCAGCGAGCUCGAGGAGCUGCGUGGAUCCAUAGAGAGCCCAGACCGAGUGAAAGCUGUGAACGAGCGAGCCACCCUGUUCCGCAUCACCUCCAAUGCUAUGAUCAAUGCUUGUCGGGAUUUUCUGGACGUAGCGGAAUCUCACAGCCGGAGGUGGCAGAAGGCCCUGCAGCAUGAGAGAGAACAGCGCCACCAUCUGGAGGAGACCAUCGAGCAGUUAGCCAAACAGCACAACAGCCUGGAGAGAGCCUGGAGAGAGAAUCCCACCUCGUACACAGGUGUGGCUCGGUCUCCUGAGGGGGAUGCAAGUGAUGAGAAUGAUGACACAGAGUUCUUCGAUGCCAUGGAGGACUCCACUGGAUUCAUAACCGUGACAGCCAGCAGCAACGUACAGCACAAGCGCUCGGCGAGUAAUCAGAGUAUGAUGAGCGGAGGAGUGCCCAACGACUGGACUCACAAUGAGAAUGAGACAUCCGGCACAAACCAGGAGCAGCUUCGAAGAUCAAGACGCAACCGUAUUCCUGACAAACCAAAUUACUCCCUCAAUCUCUGGAGCAUCAUGAAGAACUGUAUUGGCAAAGACCUGUCCAAGAUACCCAUGCCUGUAAACUUCAAUGAGCCGCUGUCGAUGCUACAGCGUCUGACCGAGGAUCUGGAGUACAGCGAUCUCCUGGACCGAGCAGCUCGCUGCGACUCCACCCUGGAGCAGAUGUGCCUGGUUGCGGCCUUUUCUGUCUCCUCCUACUCCACCACAGUCCACCGCACAGCCAAGCCCUUCAACCCUCUGCUGGGGGAGACCUACGAGCUGGACCGACUGGAGGAGUACGGUUACCGCUCCGUUUGUGAACAGGUGAGUCACCAUCCACCAGCCGCCGCCCACCAUGUGAUGUCACAGAAGGGAUGGACGCUGUGGCAGCACAUCACUAUCGACAGCAAGUUCCGUGGGAAAUAUAUUUCUGUCGUGCCAUUAGGAAACAUUCACCUGCAGUUCCACUCAAGUGGAAACCACUAUGUGUGGAGCAAAGUGACCUCAACGGUGCACAACAUUAUUGUGGGAAAACUUUGGAUUGAUCAGUCGGGGGACAUUGACAUUGUGAACACCACCACCAAGGACACCUGCCGUCUCAAAUUCUCCCAUUACAGCUACUUCUCCAGAGAUGUCCCACGGAAAGUGACAGGCGUGGUCGAGGACAGGGAGGGCACGGCUCAUUACAUCCUGUCAGGGACCUGGGACGACAAGAUGGAGAGUGCCAAAAUAGUGGACAGCAGCAAAGGAUGUGGUGGCUCUGAAGGCAAACAGAAGACGGUUUAUCAGACGCUUCAGCCCAAACUCCUCUGGAAGAAAUACCCUCUCCCAGACAAUGCAGAGAACAUGCACUUUUUCUCCUCCCUGGCUUUGACCUUGAACGAACAGGAGGAGGGGGUUGCACCCACUGACAGUCGUCUGCGGCAGGACCAGCGGCUAAUGGAGGCCGGCCUGUGGGAUGAAGCCAACGGCCAGAAGCAGCGACUGGAGGAACGUCAGAGGGUGGAGAGGAAAAAACGUGGCGCGCAAGCCAAUCAGGCACUGGAGGAGGGGCAACAAGACAUCGAGGGCUACGAGCCACUGUGGUUUCAGAAGAGGACAGAUGACACAACAGGAGAAAAUACUUACACCUACAGGGGCGGCUACUGGGAAGCCAAAGACAGACAGGACUGGACCCAAUGCCCCGAGAUUUUCUAA